AGUAGUUGUUCUGUUAUAGAUUUAUUAGUUGAGGCUAGGCACCUCAUUGCCAGUUGUUUCUGCAUUUUGACCAGUUGUAGUUUGCUCUGAUACGCUCCAUCUGCUGGAAAAUGAAGCUUCACUCAUGAGAGGUAUGUGUAUGGGUACAAAAGUACCAAGGCACAAGUUAAAGGGCAGAAGACCAAUUGUAUGGAGUCAGUUGUCACCUCUCGUCUAGUUACAGAUGGGGCAUCCUCCCAUGUCAGGUAUGGAGCAAUGGACACCCAGUGAUGUAUAAACCAAAGAGACGGUCCGGUCUUCAUGAAGCUCCUAUUUCAAACUUGAAAAACUACUUUGAGAAAGAAACAGUCCCAACAUGCCUGUAUCUUCACUGCUUUAUCUUCAGUGUGUACCCUGUGCAUGUUACCAAGAAUUUGAGAAAUAGUUUGUCUCCUCCUAACUUUGUUCCAGCAUUAAUUCCAGAGUGAGCAUAUUAUGAGUGAGCAUAUGUUUACGUGCAUGGAGUACUUUUAAUAGAUAUUUUUCAUGCGAGAUAGGAAACUGAUUUAAAACUAUUUUUUCUCACAAUCAACUCGGGAAAUAGGAUCUGUUAAACCAAUGGCCAUCGACCUUUCAUCUAAGUGUGAGUGCCUUAGCUGUUUGGAAGGUAGUCAGAGUGACUCUGACUGGAAUUACUCUUCCAGAAAGAGAGGUGAUAGCACUUCAUACUCAAGAUUAAGUAAGAAAUCCACACUCUCUCUCAUCAUGCAACACUUUCUUUCCCAGUGUUGUUCUAGUGAGCUGGAGGGCACUAACAAGGAAGACUUCACAUUUCUCACAUCAGAGGAAGAAAGUUCUGUGGACUUCUCUCAAACACAAAAUCUCAGCCAGACAUCAAAGAAGACCAGAUCAUUAAGAGAGCUGACUAUCCAAGAACUACUGAGCAAGUUUGGAGACAAUGGGAAGUUUCUACCACAUUCUGUGUCCUUUAGCCAUUUUAGAGACCAUGUGGUUGUGAAGUUUAGAAGAGCUCUGUACUAUUCUGGAAUCUGGGUAAAAUAUGUCCAGGGCUCUGGACUGAAAAGGUACUUUUCAGCUAAUUAUUUUAAAAGAAAUCCCAGUAGCCUGCACCGGCUGAUUCCCUGGCUGAAACGGGAACUCACAGCUAUCUGUGGAGACUAUGGCUACACAGUGAAGAAUAUCCUGACUGCCAUUCUCCAUCACUUGACAAAAUUUAACUUGGACAGUGAAUCUUUCACUCACCUACUUGAGCCUUAUCUCUUGCAAUUCACCCAGCACUUUCUGCAUGAGUUUAUCAGUUUCGUUUGUUCAUCCUACAACAUGGAGACCUAUGACCGAAAUGCCAUCUAUCAGUGUCCUGUUUCGACGUUGACGAAAAAGAAGAGCAUUGCCACAGCUCCAGCUUUUUCUUUCCCAGAGGAUUUAUCCUUCAUGAAAUCUCAACAAGGCAUAAAGCAGUCCAAGAAGACCUGGACAAAGACUGGGCAGAGCGCUGACUCUGGCUUGAAACAGUUUCCUAAGGGUCAUUCCUCAAGAAAUUCCCAAAUCUCAACAACCCAUCAGAAACCAGCAAACAAAUGCCAUGUUUGGUCCAAAGAUGAGUGGGAGUCAGAUGAUUUCAAAGAUGUGGUUUGCACUACUAAUUCACUGAACUGGGCUUAUCUCAGGGAAAACAGGCCAGACAAAGAGUGUUAUAGAAAUGAUAACCAAGAGAAAAAGUCAGAAGUCACAAAACUGCUUCCUGGCCAUAUGCAAGAUCUAAAGAGGCAUGAAACAAGUCCAAGUCCACACACCUUUAGAGCAUUGGUGGAUUCUAAUCAGAUACCCCCAAGAAAGUACAAUAUAAGAGAAACAAAUGUUUUGAAUCCUGGCCAACAGGUACAUUAUCAGAAAAAAGAAGCAGAAAAAAAGAAGCUUGAAUUCUUCUUAGUUGAAGAAUCUUCACUAAACUCUUUUCAAAGAUUGCCCAGAGAAAGAAGCCUGAUAAACAGCAAAUCCAGAGAGAGUGAUCGUCCUCGUCAUUGUGUCUCAGAAAAUAGCACCUCUCCUACUAGAAAUGCUAAGAUGCUGGCUUCUAUUAGUAACCAGUCCUCCCAAUGUGUAGAAGUUGGUUCACACCACAGUAGAAGAGCCCAAAGACAAUAUAGUCCCAGGACCCCCAGAUCCAAAUCCUGGUCUGUCAGAUCUAGAAUGCAAUCCAUGAACAGAGGUCAGAGUAAUCUCUCUCUGAGGGAAGUUCACAGACGCAAACACCAUGGGUUAUCAAAAGGCUGUGUGCAUGGCUGUGAAUCAACCUACAGGGUGGUAUCUUUGAGUCCAGUCCAGCAGGUUCAGGUUUGUUUAACAGAUGGAAAGAGAUGUAAAUUCGCGUCUACAAGUGAAGGUGAAUCUCAAACUGGAAGGCAUUGUGACAGUCUCUCAUGCCUUCAGACUGAGAGACCUCAGUCUCCAAGUAAGCAUAAUAUGAAGGGGGAGCACCUAGUUGAUAGAGUUAGGGGAAUCAGAAAACUUAGGCGCAAAAAACCCAAAUACCAGUGUGUGGGUACACAAACCACAACAGAGCUCAGCGACGACUUGGAGGAUCGUAAGGAUAAAAACCAAAAAGGAACUGUCAUUCUGAAUGUGUGACUUCCUGCAGAAAGUAAAUUUGAAAAAGAAAGGAAUUCAAGACUUCAGAACCUUCUAGCCAAGAAUGAAUCUAAAAUAGAUAUUAUCAGAAGCAUAAAGAUCUAAGUGGGUUUUGAAAGGCAAAUUAGUCUACUUAGCCACCAAAGCUCAUUGAAAGUAUGGAUUUAAUCUGAAAUAUAUGAAAAUAUUUAUCAUAGCACUUUGUAACUAGAACAAAAUAUCUGAUGAUUAAAUUCAAACCUAUUUUGGGCACAAAUAUACAUUAUUAAAUUAUUCAUUUAUGUAAAUAA
Mastomys coucha (southern multimammate mouse) is the source of this 2918-nucleotide messenger RNA. RefSeq names its product E3 ubiquitin-protein ligase Topors-like. Gene Ontology annotation, biological process: protein polyubiquitination; protein monoubiquitination. Gene Ontology annotation, molecular function: ubiquitin protein ligase activity. The transcript is spliced from 4 exons. The coding region runs from base 598 to 2628 and encodes 676 amino acids. The record is from RefSeq and is a predicted model, not a curated record. NCBI's taxonomy places the organism in Eukaryota, Metazoa, Chordata, Mammalia, Rodentia, Muridae.